Molecule: messenger RNA, 882 nt
Organism: Lampris incognitus (smalleye Pacific opah)
Lineage: Eukaryota; Metazoa; Chordata; Actinopteri; Lampriformes; Lampridae
Product: aquaporin-10-like
Exons: 6
Coding region: 10-882 (290 amino acids)
Biological process (GO): glycerol transmembrane transport; water transport
Cellular component (GO): basolateral plasma membrane; plasma membrane
Molecular function (GO): glycerol channel activity; urea transmembrane transporter activity; water channel activity
Source: RefSeq, a predicted model, not a curated record
GCGUUAAAGAUGGAGAGAAUGAAGAGACGUCUGAAGAUAAGGAACCUGCUGGUGCGGGAAUGUAUGAGUGAAUUUUUGGGUACAUUCAUCCUCAUAAUGUUUGGUUGUGGAGCAAUGGCCCAGAUGAAGACAAGCCGGGGGCUAAAGGGCCAGUACCUGUCGGUCAAUAUCGCCUUUGCAGUUGCUGUCAUGGUCGCCAUGUAUCUGAGCAGGGGCAUCUCGGGGGCUCAUCUGAAUCCAGCUCUGUCUCUCAGCUGUUGUGUGUUGGGGAAACUGGCCUGGUCCCGGCUCCUGCCUUACUCCUUCUCUCAGCUCCUAGGAGCCUAUGCAGGUGCCUCUGUAGUCUUCCUCAUGUACUAUGAUGCUAUUAUGGACUACAGCGGAGGAGCCCUGACAGUGUUGGGACCAAAUGAAACGGCAUCCAUUUUUGCCACCUAUCCAUCCAGUUUCCUCUCUUUGGGCAGCAGUUUCUUUGACCAGAUGAUUGGCACAGGCAUGAUAAUGCUUUGCUACCUGCCGCUGGUGGACCACCACAACAGUCCCGCCCCACAGGACCUGGUGCCCCUGUUGGUGGGUGUUGUGUUUAUGGGCGUCUCCAUGUCCAUGUUUUCUAACUGCGGGGGCGGCAUGAACCCGGCCCGAGACCUGGGACCCCGCCUCUUCAUGCUGUCUGCAGGCUGGGGCACAGAGGUCUUCACGUGCAACAACUACUGGUUCUGGGUCCCUAUCGUGGCCCCCUUGGUGGGGGCCAUCCUGGGCUCUUGGGUCUACCUGAUCUUCAUUCAGUGGCACCUGCCCGACCCUGAGCAGGAUGAGCCCGGCAACGACCUCAGACUGGCAACCAUUAUGCAAAACGGAGUAGAGCUGGCCCAGAGGUUUUAA